Kockovaella imperatae is the source of this 483-nucleotide messenger RNA. RefSeq lists its product as hypothetical. The transcript has 2 exons. NCBI's taxonomy places the organism in Eukaryota, Fungi, Basidiomycota, Tremellomycetes, Tremellales, Cuniculitremaceae. The record is from RefSeq and is a predicted model, not a curated record. Bases 1 to 483 code for a protein of 160 amino acids.
AUGACGGUCCUGGGAGCAUCAGCCGCCAUCAUGGGAUCGAGGGAAUCCGAGAUCCGUAUGCUGCCGAGUUGUUCACAUCUAGAGCCAGUCCAGACUCUGCCGGAUCUACUGGCCCAGUCUACGGGUGACAAACGUUCAAGAACACAGUCGCAUUAUCAAGGGAUCCCAAUGUCUGUGAUCGUCUCGGACCCGACACUUGACGAAGGAGGCCCUCGGAGCCACUCAAAGUCGCCAGUCCGCCAAGAGUCGUCAGGAACCCUGCAGAGUGCUUGUAUGGGGCUCGUCUCCCGACCAAUGAUCACGCCUAAGCGAUUGCGACUAUCACGGUGCUUCCAACAGUUGCGUCUCGUUCAGGCCGACAGAAGUGAUCCACCAACGGGAAAGUCAUCCGGCGCAGGCGGAGUGCUACUAGACGAAGGGACUGUGGAAGAUCAUAAUGAGGAAUCUGAGGACGACGAAGAGGAUGUCACGUUCGUGCUGUGA